Lizanozyma spartinae is the source of this 654-nucleotide messenger RNA. It is a transcript of the gene YPT72, whose product is annotated as Rab family GTPase. Gene Ontology annotation, cellular component: fungal-type vacuole membrane; vacuole; phagocytic vesicle. The coding region runs from base 1 to 654 and encodes 217 amino acids. The record is from RefSeq and is a predicted model, not a curated record. Gene Ontology annotation, molecular function: GTP binding; GTPase activity. The transcript has a single exon. Gene Ontology annotation, biological process: regulation of vacuole fusion, non-autophagic. Lineage: Eukaryota; Fungi; Ascomycota; Pichiomycetes; Serinales; Debaryomycetaceae.
AUGUCAGGGAAAAAGAAGACCCUCUUAAAGGUUAUCAUCUUGGGAGAUUCCGGGGUGGGUAAAACAUCAUUAAUGCAACGAUUUGUCGACGAUAAGUUUAGUCAACAGUAUAAGGCAACUAUCGGGGCGGACUUCCUCAGGAAAGAUUUGACUUUGGAUAACAACAAGCAAGUCACAUUACAAAUUUGGGAUACUGCUGGUCAAGAAAGAUUCCAAAGUUUAGGGGUGGCCUUCUACAGAGGAGCAGAUUGUUGUAUCUUGUGUUUUGAUGUCACCAAUGAGAAAUCAUUGAACAACUUGACAUCUUGGAAAGAUGAAUUUUUGGUUCAAUCCAAUAUCUCCAAUCCUCAAGAUUUCCCCUUCAUCAUCAUUGGUAAUAAGAUUGAUGUUGAUGAUAGUAAGAAGAUUCCUUCCUUACAAAAGAAGUUGAACAAUAUUGUAAACCAGUUGGCCGUCAAUGCCAAUGGGUUGACGUAUCCUGUGUUUGAGACUUCUGCUAAGGAUGCAAUCAAUGUACAAGCUGCAUUUGAAGUUGUGGCUAAGAUGGCAUUACAACAAGAAGAAAUCAAUGAUGCCAAUGCCAAUGAUGCUUCUGAUGACUACAAUGAUGCCAUAAACAUACAUUUGGAAUCAGAACAAAGAGGCUGUUGCUGA